GUGCGAGAAUAGCCGAGCCGGCGCGGGCUCUUUGAAUGAAUGAGUGAGGCGAGGAGCACCAGCAUGGUACCCUAGGGUGGUGGUGCAGAUGCGCUCUUGACCAAGGCAAAAUCCAGGCGGGACCAGCACUGUGCCGGGCCGAGCCGAGCAGCACCGGGUAAAGUGCGGAGCGGGGUCAUGGAGCGGACUCCGUGACUGGCGUGACUGACAUUCGGACUGCAUCGGAGCUCGCGGAGUGCGGUGCGUGUGAGCAUCGAGCCAGAAGGGGGGGGGGGGGUGGGUGAAAACAGGAUGGAUCCGCAGUCGUCUCUCCCUCUGUGCUAUGUCGCCGACGCUCUCCGGGGGUGUCGCUUGAGUUAGAUCUACUGCUGCUUUACAUGAGACGCUGAGGCUUGGAUCAGUGGUGAGUUUUCGUGAUGCGGAUUGCAGUCCUAAAGAGGCAGUAGCGGAGAAGAAUGUUGUUGCGCGCAUCGGCCGAAAUUUGCUGGAGGGGAGAGAGGGAAGAGUUAAGAGGAGAGAAUUGAGUCAGUUACAGAGGGUGAGAUUGCGCGAAAGAAGUGAAGGACAGGGUGCAGGGAUAAGGAAGGAGGGAAAGAAGGGAUUGCAGGGAGCCGGAGCCGGUUAUUUUGUUGCGCUUCUCGUGGAUUGGAAUUUUUGGAAAGUGUGGCGAUUGUACCAUUGGUUGGUGCUUAGGAGGAUCGCAUAAUGCAGUUUAUUAGGAUGGACGAGACGCGUAUGUGGAGUGUGGAAACUCAACACCCCGUGGCAUUUUGGACCAGCCCCAGCGGCACUGCAAUGUUUUUGGGACGUGUUCUUUCUAUGCGCUGCCAAUAGACUGCAUUUUCCUCCCGUUCAAUGGUUUUCGUUGCUGAACGGCGAAUUUGAACCCUGGUGUAUGCGAUUUAGUGGCCAAUCCGGGUGAUGCUGCAUUGUAGUCUAGGGAACUUUGGAAGGCUAUUUUCUGUGAGCGAAUGUGAUUUUUGGGAGGCGCUCCCGAUUCUGAUGCUGAUCGGAUCAUGUCAUUUUUUGCAUGGAUCAUCUUCGACCAAUGUAGGGCCAGUUCCCAGGUAGUAGCAGUAUAUUGUGCUUCGAUUCAGGCUGUAUUGACAAAUUACAAGCGUUAGGAUGCCGAUUUGUACAAUACUUUUCCAAUGGCGAUUGGAUUGCGUUUUCUCUGACCUUUGGAAGGUACUAGCGACGCUGAAAUUCGGACCCUCCUUCAUAUCUAUUUACCAUACCGACCUUCCGUAAAGAAGGAAUAUGCUAGUAACCCUCUAGCAUUGGGAUUCCCCUCCUAUUUGACGUAGGAGUUGUUCUAUGCGAAUUAUGUCUUCUCCAUCUCCAUUCCAGACCAGAGAAACUAAUUUAAAAAUGUCACAAUUACCAUUAAAAUUCUGGAAAAAGAAUCUUGAGGUUUCACCUGAAUAUUUCAACAGAAAUCAGGAUUAACAUUUGCGAGGAUUCAAUGAAGCAGACAAUCAUCUGAAGUUUAUAUCUCAAUAAAACGUGAAUUCCGAAGUCACGAUAUGCCAUUCUACCUCGACUAGUGGCACCUCCACAGCGAAGUUCUGUUUUGGAGUUCUGUAUCAGCGAAGGAUAGGUGCUGAGAGUCUACUAUUGUCUAUGGACCAGAGCUUCUUUUAAGUUCAGCAGUAGAAGUGGCAUGUGUCAAACGAUGAUGCGGAGUAUACAGCCACCCGAGUCCAAGCAAGCAACUACCCUGCAGGUAGCUGUAAGAUGCCGCCCGCUUACUGCCAAAGAGAGAAUCAAGAGUCGUGAUAUUCUUCGAGUUGUCGAUGAUAAGGUGGUUGUGGUGCUGGACCCAGACACUUCCAAGGACUAUCUUGAUCGUGUGCAGAAUCGGAGCAAAGAAAAAAAAUAUACGUAUGAUGUUGCUUUUAGUUCAGAGGCAAAAAACGCGGAUGUUUACAAUGUUACAGCAAGUUCAAUCGUUGAUGGGGUUGUGCGGGGACUCAAUGCAACCAUUUUUGCUUAUGGGGCUACAGGAAGCGGCAAGACGCACACAAUGGCGGGUACACCGGAAGAUCCAGGUCUUAUGGUUCUUAGCCUACAGUCCAUAUUCACUCUCAUCUCCAAGCAGGAGGCUGAGUAUGACUUUGAGGUCACUUGCUCCUACCUUGAGGUCUACAACGAGGUCAUCUAUGAUUUACUGGAAAGAUCGUCCGGACACCUUGAGCUCCGCGAGGAUCCCGAUCAGGGCAUCACUGUCGCUGGUCUUAAGCGCAUUAAGGUUAGCUCUGCGGAGAAGAUUUUAGAACUCCUAACUCAGGGUAAUAAUCGGCGAAAAACUGAAAGUACUGAUGCUAAUGCUACAUCAUCUCGAUCUCAUGCUGUGUUGGAGAUAAUCGUCAAAAGAACACAGCGUAAUCAGCUUCGAGCGCAGACGCUUCGUGGAAAGCUCGCCCUGGUGGACUUGGCUGGCAGUGAAAGAGCUUCAGAGACGAAUAAUGCUGGACAAAAGCUGAGGGACGGUGCGAAUAUCAACCGUUCACUUCUUGCUUUAGCUAACUGCAUCAAUGCUCUUGGAAAGCAACAAAAGAAAGGCCUAGCCUAUGUCCCAUAUCGGAACAGUAAAUUGACUCGACUUCUAAAAGAUGGGCUCAGUGGAAAUUCUCGCACAGUCAUGGUGGCAACAGUUUCUUGUGGCGCUGAUCAAUACCACCAUACAACAAACACUCUCAAGUAUGCGGACAGAGCCAAGGAGAUUAAGACUCACAUUCAGACAAAUGUGGGAACUGUGGAUGCGCAUGUUGCAGACUAUCAGCAAAUGAUAGACAAUCUUCAAGUGGAGGUUACGCAAUUGCGAAUGGAGUUAGCUGACAAAGACACUCAAUUGAGCGCUCGCACGCCAGAGAAAGAGAAGUCGGUGGAUGAUGAACUUUCUUGGCUUGAUGUACUUAGUCAUGACAUCAAUGAAAAUGUUGAAGAGAGAAUCAAUCUACAGAAAGCAUUAUUUGAACUGGAGGACAUGAAUCUACACAAUCGAGCAGAACUUCAACAACUUGAUGAUGUUAUUGCUGAUCCGGGUUUACGGAGGAACGGAGAGAAGGAUGAGACACUUGUAGAAAGGCGUCAAAUCGUUCUGGAUAAUAUUCGAGAUAAUGACGAAGCUGGCGCUCACUAUCGUGAGGAAAUUGAGCACAACGAGGCACUACGUAAAGAACUUCAGCGGCGCAUUGAUGAAGCAAUUGAUAGCGAUCGAAAUAAGACAUUUUUGCGCAUCCUUACCCAAUACAGACUUCUGUUUCGUGUUUUGUUGGUUCAGGGCAUGACAAAUAUGGAACUCCAGUUUCAAAUGGCUAUUAGGGAUCAAAUAAUACACGAUCAGCGGGAGGCUUUGAGCAAUUUGUGGUUGGUUCUUGAAUGCUCAGGACUAAAUCAUGACCAAAUAUUAGAAAUCGCAGCUCAGCAAGGUAUCAUGAUUGAAGAGGGAAUUAUGCCAGUGGUUGCUGGCAGAACGCACGUACCGUCCACGCCGAUACCCAUCUUGCAUAAGCAACCAAUCCCCAGUGCUGUCUCAGGAAGCAAAUCUCCUGCGGAAGCACAGCUUCAGUAUGAUGCGGACGCAGCAAUCCUCGACACUGAAAAACUUCAAAAUCAACACAGGGAUGAUAAUGGAGAUGCGAACAGCUGCUCAUUAAUGACCUCUGCUGCUGAUUCGAAGAGUACUUCUGAAUCUAACGAAGGGCAAUUAGAAGUCUCUGAUUGCUAUUCUGGUAGUCAUGCUACUACUAUGUAUAAAAACUCUGCUGAUUUGUUAAGGAUAGAUGGAGUUAGCUUAGGUCACCCAAAUGGAGAUGUCAUCAGAUCAUUUUCUUCCAAAAAGCACCGAGGGCCUAAAACUCCUUUAGUCGAUAAUAAUGAUUAUUUAGGAACUGUGAAUAGCACAACUCAAGAGCAGCCCACUUCUACGGAUGGAGAUGUAGUGUCCUCGGGUUUCACGGGUCAUAAAGUUUUGACUCAUUUUAGGUCUAGGAGGAGGCCACGUCAAGUUGAAGGUAGACAUCAACGUCAUUUGGUCCGUGAGGGUUACGAUACCACUACUGGAAGUGAAGGGAGUGAAGCUGAGGCUCUCAACCACAGCCCCCAGGAUUAUCAAGCAGCGUUCCGUCUUGAUGGAGUGAAGGAAGGAGCUCAACAAUCAGUCGACCAAGAGUCGCUCUGGGUGGAGUUUGAGCGGUUAGAUAAUGAACUUCAGGGUAUGAAGCGAGGAGUCGAAUCCCCUUCGCCAUUUGAAGCUAUAUUAGGAGGUGGUCAUUCUCAAAGAUCUGUUUCGGAUGCCUCAGAUGGGAAGGAUGUUCGACAACUUGGAUUUAGAGGCAUUUCUGAGGGCCCCAUUUCUACCUCUUCUAAGUCUUCAAACGGUUUCCUAUCUCCCCUUCAUUUUCGAUUGAAAAGUUCAGUUAAAAGUAGUAGUGGUAGUCGACAUAAUCUAUCACAAUCAAAUUUGAUGCUUCCAUCUAGUAACCCCGGGUCAUCUGAUGGCCUGGGUUCACAUGAGGUAGACGUGACGAAGCUAGCUGGAUCUGAUUUGAGUGAUAACAGUUCAGUGGUCAGCACAAGAUCAUCGUCUAGUUCGAGAAGAAAACCUAGGUUUAACUCCCUGAUUGGAACACGUCAAUCACAAGCAAGAGCAGUUAUGGAUUGGAAGUAAUAGACCUGUGCUUUUCAGGAUGUUUCCGCAAUGAAAUCAAAUCCAAACAGAAACCUUCGUUCUUGUGGUCGAUUUGUGCA
Molecule: messenger RNA, 4755 nt
Organism: Physcomitrium patens
Lineage: Eukaryota; Viridiplantae; Streptophyta; Bryopsida; Funariales; Funariaceae
Source: RefSeq, a predicted model, not a curated record